This is a messenger RNA of Copidosoma floridanum, 1518 nucleotides long. RefSeq names its product dietary and metabolic glutamate transporter-like. Gene Ontology annotation, molecular function: transmembrane transporter activity. The record is from RefSeq and is a predicted model, not a curated record. NCBI's taxonomy places the organism in Eukaryota, Metazoa, Arthropoda, Insecta, Hymenoptera, Encyrtidae. Gene Ontology annotation, biological process: transmembrane transport; monoatomic anion transport. Gene Ontology annotation, cellular component: membrane.
AUGGCAGCUUUACGUAAUUGCUCGUUUAUCCCUCAAAGAUGGGUAGUCGUAUUAAUGGCAUUUUUCGGCCUAUUCAACGCGUACUCCAUGCGUAUUUGCCUGUCAAUAGCCAUUACCCAAAUGGUGCAACCUUCUAUCGGCAGUGUAGAAUACGUAGACGAUACUUGCCCGGAUUAUCAUAACAACGACAAUACCACCAUAAAUAACAAUAAUGACACAGAUAUCGAUGGACAAUUGUACGAUUGGAGCGAAUACACACAGGGUAUAAUACUCUCCUCGUUCUACUGGGGCUAUCUCCUGACCAACCUGCCGGGAGGAGUGAUCGCUGAGAGGUUCGGGGGUAAGCACACCCUCGGCUUGGGCAUCCUCUCCACGGCCGUGCUGACCAUCCUGACCCCGAGUUGCGUCAUCUGGGGCGGCUCGACCGCCCUCGUCUAUCUGCGGGUGCUCAUGGGGUUCUGCGAGGGUGCCACUUACCCGGCCAUCAGCGUGCUGCUCUCGCAGUGGGUGCCGCAGAACGAGAGAUCCAAGGCGGGUUCCGUGGCCUUCUCGGGCGCGCCACUGGGCACAAUUUUCGGCAUGACGGCCUCGGGCUUGAUCCUGCAGUACUCCGCGGGAACGGGAUGGCCCAUGGUGUUUUACUUCUUCGGUGGCGUCGGGAUCGUAAAUUUCUUCCUCAACAGCAUGCUGUGCUACAACAAGCCCACCGAGCACCCUUUCAUUUCCGAGGCGGAAACCAAGCUACUCAAGAAACAACUCAAGCACACGCACGAGAGUGUACCCCCGACGCCUUGGCGACACAUCCUCACCUCCCUGCCCGUAUGGGCUCUCAUGGUAGCGACGAUCGGCAACUCUUGGGGCUUCCUCACGAUUUGCAGCGACAUGCCCAAGUACAUGUCGAGCGUCCUUAAGUUCUCCGUACGCGAGAACGGCUACUUCUCAUCCCUGCCGUACCUCUGCAUGUGGCUGACGAGCUGCUUGGCCUCGUGGCUUUCGGACCGGCUGAUCUCCGGGGGCGCCGCGUCAAUCAGCGCCGUCCGAAAGAUCGGCUGCACCAUCGCCUCCCUGGGGCCCGGCGUCUUCGUCGUGGCGGUCUCUUACGCCGGCUGCGACGGCUUCCUCGCCGUGGCCAUGCUCACCAUCGGCAUGGCCCUCAUGGGUUGCGCCAUCAGCAGUAUACUCAUCAACGCCCUCGACCUCGGGCCCAACUACGCCGGGACCAUCAUGGGCCUGGCCAACGGGAUAUCGACGCUCAGUGGCAUCGUCUCGCCCUACGUCGUCGGGGUCAUCACGCCCAACCAGACCAUAAGCGAAUGGCGCGCGGUCUUCUGGAUCGUCUUUGCCUUCUUUGUCGUCUCGAAUGCGUUCUACUUGGUGUACGGGAGCGGGGAGCUGCAGGAGUGGAACGACCCCAAGUUUUUGAAGAAAGAGAGACGCCUUGCCGACAGCGCGGACGUCAAAAAGGAGUCGGAACUGCUGGCCGUCGAGUCGCAAUUUACCGAUCACGUCGAGCCUUGA